This is a messenger RNA of Entrophospora candida, 2190 nucleotides long. NCBI's taxonomy places the organism in Eukaryota, Fungi, Glomeromycota, Glomeromycetes, Entrophosporales, Entrophosporaceae. The record is from the annotation of a GenBank genome assembly.
AUGACAGUCACCACCAAAACUAUAACAAAUAUUUCAACAACCAUAAUACAACAAUCAGAAAAAAAAUAUAAUUUUAUUUCAUCAUUAUUAGCUAAUAACAAUUCUUCGACCUCUGUUCCUUCUGUCUCAUCCAGGAUGGAUACAUCAACAACCACUACCCCUUGGAGCCAUUCUCAAAAUUCUGAAUAUAAGAGUCUAGAAAAAGCUUUAGCAAGAAAUGAAUUUGAGGAUUUGGAUCAAAUUGGACCAAUUCCUCAAUUAGAUGUGAAUGAUACUUAUAUGGACAUUCCUUUAGAUAUAAUAUUAACAUAUCGUACUGCUUUAAUGAGUACUUUGUACUAUGCUAUUGAUAGAUUAAAUCAAAAAGGUGUAUAUUCCAAUGUAAUAUCCUUUUGUGCUCGAGUAUUAGCAAUAUGUUUCUUCAAGAUCCCUGGUGUAGGAUUUGCAUUAUUACAAGCUUUACCUGUCAAUAAAUCUCAUAUCAAAAGAAUAUUAAAAGAAACAAUUGGUGAUGAGGAUGAAAGUAUGGAAUUGAUUAGAACACAAAAUGAUAAGAUUGCAUUGUUAUUUCCUAGUCAUUUAAAGAUUUUGUGUUAUGUCAAUCUUAGAACAUGGUGGCAUCAAUUUGAAAAUGCUAAAAAGAUUUGGGGUGAACCUCCAAUUGAAAUGAAUGGAAAUUGGAUACGUAGAUGGCAAAGUGAUGAUAGUGAAUUGUUUUUUUCAUUUUACAAACAUUAUCAUAUUGUAUUAAAAUCUUAUUUAAACAUUCCCAAUUCUAUUGCCUUCAAAUCAAUGACUCCUCCUUUUGAGUAUAUUAUUGCUCCAGGAUAUAUUCACUUAGCAUCAUUCUUUCUACUUAAAAUAGAAUCCUUAAUUCAUCGUAACAUUCAUACAAUCACCACUGUAAUACAAUUUGAGCAACCAAGGGGGAAUCUUAAUAACAGUGGUAAUAAUUCAAGCAACAACAAUAGUAAUAAUAUUUCUCCAACCACAAAUACCAUAAACAUAGAUGCUACAGCUAUUGGUAAGCCUAAAGUGUUAGAGGUAGCCAGUAAACGGGAUAGUAUUGUAAUGCCAAUUGAACUGUCAACAUCAAGUUCAGUUGGUAGCAGUAAUAGUUCAAAUGAUUCAAGCACUGCUUUAUUUUCAUCACCAAGUCUUACCAACAUAAUUGAUGUACCUUUUUACAUUUCAUUAAUCCAAAUAUUACUCAACAAUUCUGAUCAUACCAUAACAAUCCUAAGAACAAUUAGUUUUGUAUAUACCCAUUUUCCACUUUUAACAUCUCAACCUAACCACUUAAAACAUUUAGUCAGGGAUAUACUUUUAAAUGAACAAAUAUUUGAACAUAUGUUCUGUCAUUGGUCAAGAAAUAUUAGAAUAUACUACAUGCGUUUAUUGGUAUGGAGAGUGGGCAGGAUUGUUGGAAAAAUUGGAAAAAAUAAUGGAAAAUCAUUUGAUUAUAGUAAUGAUGAUUUUAUUGGAGAGAAUAGUUAUACUAUGAUUGAUAUAUCAGCAACUUUACAAACUAGAUUAGAAAAUUUAAAAAUAUGCUUUGAAUUUAUAUCAAAUUAUUCUGGGGUUAGAAAAGAUCUUGUGAAUAUUUUACAAGCCAAAAUUGAAAAAAAUAUUCAAGAAAUAAAAAAUUAUAAUGAAAAUGAUCAAAUCAAAUCAUAUACACAAAUAUCAUCCUCCAUAUCAAGUUCUUCAUCCAUCAAUUCCUAUAACCACGCUAAUAAUAAUGGAAAACAACAUAGAAGAAAAAUUUCUCUAAAGGAAUUUAAAGCAUUAAAGUCUGCUACAAAAGGAAAAGAAAUUUCAACAGCAACUACCAUAAUUCAAUGGAUGCUAACGAAUAAUCAACAAAAACCUAUAGAUUCUGUCCCACCAUCAUCAUCAUUGUCAUUGUCAUCUACUACUGCAAAUGCCAAACAAAUUAAACAAUCAAAAUCUUUAAUGUGGCAUUACUCUUUAAAUAGACAUGUAUAUGCUAGUAAAGCUAUUUUUGAAUAUGAAGCAGUAAAUCAAGAUUAUGCUGAAUGGUGUGGGCAAAUUUCCAACCUUGAUGACAACAACAAAGGUAACAAUAGCAAUAAUAGUGAUUAUAAUAUAAAUGAUUAUAAUAGCUGGAUAGAAAUAAGAUUUCCCAAGUUAACAGUUGAUUAUCCAAAAUAUUUUGGAAAUGGACUU